Messenger RNA from Oncorhynchus gorbuscha (pink salmon), 1894 nucleotides. RefSeq names its product RING finger and transmembrane domain-containing protein 2-like. Gene Ontology annotation, biological process: positive regulation of ERAD pathway. Lineage: Eukaryota; Metazoa; Chordata; Actinopteri; Salmoniformes; Salmonidae. The record is from RefSeq and is a predicted model, not a curated record. The transcript has 10 exons. Gene Ontology annotation, molecular function: ubiquitin protein ligase activity. The coding region runs from base 194 to 1513 and encodes 439 amino acids.
ACGGAUGUGUGGUGGGAAAGUGAACGCUGAUUGGCCGAGUUGAAUGUCAUUGACGUCAUACAGGAAAAACAUCGUCGCGAACCAGGCCAGGCAAGCCGCAGGGGUGUGUAGGAAAAUAUACUACAUGGGAAUGAGAAGAAUAAACAAAACGAUGAUUCAGCCCUGGAUCACUCGGGUAUGAACUGGAUGUGCCAUGCAGAGAAGACACAGCAGCAACACGGAUGGCAUGCCCUCUGAAAGGAGCCGUAGCCAAACCCUUGGAUCAGAAAGCAGCCUGGACGAAGGAGGUGUGUUUGACUGCCUGAAACCCGACUCGCCCACCUCCCCCCAGCAGCUCUUCUCCGGCCUGGUUGGGGUCGGGGUUCCCUCGGGAUCUGGUGUGCCCUCCGCAAACUUCCAGGCGGCUGGUCUUGUUCUGGGGACUCCUCCAGACGUCUUCAUCCAGAUGACUGCCUCCUCCAGGGAGGAAGGGGGGCCACACCGCUCUGAGUGUGGGCCCUACCUCCCCCGUCCGCCCCCGCACCAUCAUCACAACCACCACCACUUCCACCAGCCACUACAGCACCGUACAUCUGGAGAGAGGCAUGGGAACAGGGAGGAGGCCUCGGAAGACCCCUCUACACCGGCUCCGGCCUUGUCGGAGCUGAAGCCUGUAGUCACCUGGCUACAGAGGGGGUUCCCGUUCAUCCUGAUCCUCCUGGCUAAAGUGUGUUUUCAGCACAAGCUCGGUAUUGCUGUCUGUAUUGGGAUGGCCAGCACGUUUGCCUUUGCCAAUUCAUCAUUCAAGCACCAGGUGUCACUACGGGAGGAGAGGUCUGUGGUUGUAGCUCUCUGGAUGAUCAUGUUCCUAUCUGGAAACAUAGUGUAUCUCUACUACACAUUCAGUGCUGAGGAGCUGUACAACAGUCUGAUGUUUGCAAAGCCCAACAUAAACAGCUUUGACUUCUUUGAUCUAAUCUGGGCGGUGGGGAUCACCGACUUUGUUCUCAAGUACUUUACAAUUGGCCUGAAGUGCUUCAUCCUGUUUCUACCCAAGAUCCUCCUGGCCUUCAAAUCCAGGGGUAAGUUCUACCUGGUGAUAGAGGAGCUGAGUCAGUUGUUCAGGGCCUUAGUGCCCAUCCAGCUGUGGUACAAGUACAUCAUGGGAGAGGACCCGUCCACCAGCUACUUCCUAGGAGCCAUGCUCAUUAUCAGCUACAGCCUCUGCAAGUCGUUUGACCUCUGUGGACGAGUAUCAGCCAUACGCAAGGCCAUGGCAAUUCUCUGCAGUUCUCAGAGUUAUGGUGUGAGAGCCAGCAGCCAACAGUGCAGUGAAGCCGGAGACGUGUGUGCUAUUUGUCAGGGCGACUUCAGAGACCCCAUCGUUCUUCUCUGUCAGCAUGUGUUCUGUGAGGAGUGCCUGUGUCUGUGGUUCGACCGUGAGCGAACGUGCCCCCUGUGUCGAUCUGCGGUCAUAGAGACCCUGCACUGCUGGAAGGACGGCACCACCUCUGCCCACGUCCAGAUCUACUAGUGAUUGAUGGCCAGAUGCCCACCAGACACUGGGUGGCACUAUGGAGUCCAAUUUAGUAUGCCAUUAAUGUAUCAAGUCAGUUACUAUACCUUCUCUACACCGCUGUCACUAUCACUAUCACACUGCUUGUCUAAGUUUAGCUUCUUGCAAAGAAAUUGAAUAUUAACUUAUCUCAGUGUGAUCCAGCACCAUGUGGUAUGGGUUAGUAUUCUGGCAAAGGGUACCUAUAGUAGUAUCUCAGUGUGAUCCAGCACCAUGUGGUAUGGGUUAGUAUUCUGGCAAAGGGUACCUAUAGUAGUAUCUCAGUGUGAUCCAGCACCAUGUGGUAUGGGUUAGUAUUCUGGCAAAGGGUACCUAUAGUAGUAUCUCAGUGUGAUCCAG